This is a messenger RNA of Boleophthalmus pectinirostris (great blue-spotted mudskipper), 3182 nucleotides long. RefSeq names its product zinc finger protein 367 (gene znf367). The transcript is spliced from 5 exons. The record is from RefSeq and is a predicted model, not a curated record. Bases 273 to 1223 code for a protein of 316 amino acids. Gene Ontology annotation, cellular component: nucleus. Lineage: Eukaryota; Metazoa; Chordata; Actinopteri; Gobiiformes; Gobiidae.
GCUCUCGUGUGAGCGCUCAGAGCAGAGCAGGAGGUCACAGUGGAGAAGAAGGGGACUGUCUCGUGCUGCUUGCUCUGAAGCAGUGGAUACUUUUAAGAGAAGACUAUCUUUUUAUUUGAAAUGAAGAAUACAUUGACUCCACAAGCCUGAAGAAAAGCGGGACCAUUCUUUCUCCAUUCAUUAGUUUUCAAAGACUCUUUUUGGUCAGAAGUUUUGAUCCUUCAUACUUUUUAAUUUUGUUGCUACGGGAUUUUUGUUUUUUAUAGCCUAUUAUGGCGGAAAACAAGCAUCCUCAUGUUGUUUAUUGCAACGAUUCGCCUAAAAGAGUUUUGGUUUCUGUUAUUAAAACCACCCCUAUCAAGCCACGGAAAGAGGCAAUGACCCCGACCAGCCCCGGAUUCAGUGACUUUAUGGUGUAUCCGUGGAAAUGGGGGGAGAAUGCGCACAAUGUGACCCUAAGUCCAGGCUCGGUGAGCGGCGCCUCUUCCCCAACCGGGACCCAAACGGUCAGGGAGGCGGACACUGCUCCUUCCCCGGACCAGUUCAAGGACGGCAUUAGGAGAGGGCGGCCGCGAGCAGACACUGUUCGGGAGCUGAUAAGUGAAGGCGAGACUUCACUGAGUCGUAUCCGCUGCAACAUCUGCAACCGAGUGUUUCCUCGUGAGAAGUCUCUGCAAGCUCACAAGAGGACACAUACAGGAGAGCGGCCCUACCUGUGCGAUUAUCCAAACUGCGGAAAGGCCUUUGUCCAGAGCGGUCAGCUGAAGACACACCAGCGGCUGCAUACUGGGGAGAAACCUUUUGUUUGUUCAGAGAAGGGAUGUGGGAAUCGGUUUACACAUGCCAACCGCCACUGCCCCAAGCACCCUUUUUCACGACUGAAGAGAGAGGAACCAAAGGAAGGUCAAGGGAAUGCCCAUAUGGUCGACAACAAGGCUGUGGCUGAGUGGCUGGCAAAGUAUUGGAAAACCCGAGAACAGAGGGCUCCCACCACCAACAAAAUCAAAGCACAGGGCAAAGGGAGAGCCGAGGACCAGGAACAACAAGACCCGAUGGAGUUCCUUCAGUCCGACGAAGAAAAUGAAGAAGAGGAGGAGAUGAUGGUGGAGGAGGAGAAGAGCAGUCAGCAAGGUGGAGCAGCCAAACGCCGCCUCCAGGAACAGAGAGAGCGUCUCCACGGAGCCCUGGCCCUCAUCGAGCUCGCCAACAACCUGUCUGCUUAAAAAUCCAGCUGUUGUCCUGAAAAAAAUCCACCUCCCAAUCGGCCUUCCUGUUUAAAAUGCUGUAGAAACAUCUCAUAGGUUUGGUUCACGUGAUAACAACAACGUUCGGCAGUCAGAUUGCAGAUUUGUUGACCUGUUUCGUGGUUAAUAUCUGCAAUUACUGGGCCUAUCCACAUGAAACAAAAAACUGGCACAAAGUUUAACAUCUUACAUAAAUAAUAUACAUAAAUAAACACAAUUUUCACAAUAGCCUUAGACUCUAAAACAUGUAAUUUUUCAAGUUUGUGGAGAUAAUCCCAAACAAAUAAUGAUAGGGUUUCUUUCAAAAACAGUAAAUUUCCCAUAAAGUUAACAUAGGUCCUUGCCCAUAAAAUCAUCAAAUUCUCAAACGUGAACCAACCUAUUUCAGACUAGUUCAGCUGGAAAUAUUAAGUUUAACACCAGUCUUGUUGUGGGAGCGAACUGUCAAUACCUAGUCUAAUUACAGCAGCAGAAAGGCACAAGCUAACGCACCUUAUUCAAUAGCUUCCAUUUUAUCUUUUCUAGGCUGCUAUAUUUUGUAGAUUUGACCAUAUGAAGAAUGUUGGUCUCCUCUUUGUCUUCUGAAGGCAAGAAAGGGGAGACUAUGUUUUAUGGUUUUAAUUUGUUUGCACUUUGAUGGUAACGAGUUUUGUUGUGAGUGUAAGAGUGUGUGGAAGUUUUUAAGUAUAUAAAAAUAUAUAUAAAAUGGAUAAAGCUCAGAUGGACAGACUGAUACAGGGUGUGCUCGAGAAUAGAAUAGAUAAUGUUGCUUUCUGUCAGCUUCGGUAAUGACUGGUGGAGGAAAACAGUUGAGAGGUUUAGUUAUGGUAAUUCAGCUCAUUUUUUUCCAUACUGUUUGUGUAGGUUUUUUUGUUUUAAUCAUAAUAUACACAAAACCAUUGCAAGUCUAAUCCAGGUGUCUGUCCCAAUCAAAAAUUCUAAUUAUUAUAGCAAUUAUCUUUUAGUUUAGACUCAUAACAAAAUAAACUGGUCACUUAGCACCCUUUCAAAGUACUUUUCUCAACAUUUAAAGUUAUUUGAACUAAAACACAACUGACAAAUUGUUAAAGCAGUGCACCAAGUAAGUAAGUUUAGUCCUGGUAUCUGAUACAAUCCAAAUUAUUCUAGCAAUUAUCUUAAAAUUUUAGACUCAACAAUAUAAACUGGUCACUUAGCAUAGUUUACAAGUACUUUUCUCACAUUUAAAUCUCUUUUAAAACACAACUGACAAACCAUUACCUGCUAGUAUCCAUAGCGAUGCCUAGAAAGUUCCACAGUAUGGCAUUGUCAUGGAAGAAAGCAAGUGGCAGCACCAGGCCAAGUUACAGGUCAGAUCUGUGGAGAGGUGACCAUACUCACAGUUAAAAAGCAUGAGAAGCACUUAGUCGCGACUACAUCAAGUUUUGGAUUAAUCUUGCAAUGCACUGACUAUUUUACGUGGGUUGUGUCCAGAGAAAGACGCAAGUGUGAUCUUAACUGGAUUUGUGUUUGUUGGAUUGGACUAGUUAAAUUAACAACACUACAUCCCUAAGCACUGUACUAACUGUUCACAAAAUCUGCCUUUAAUACUUCAUCAUGAUUUCUGUUGUGUGUAGAUGCAUGCUCUUAGCCUCAUGAAGUCCAUCUCAAACUGGAAGUCAAAUUAAUUGUUGAUAAUCAAAGCACCAAAUGAUUUAUUGUACCCAUAGUGUGUUUCUAACCCUUAGUUUGUGUUGUGGUUGCUGGAAAUUAUUGUAAUUAAUAUAUACAUGUCUGUUAGAGAAUGCAGUGUGCACAAUUUACCAAAAGCUUUGAUUUUUAGUAUUUCUCAAUACUCAGUACUGCAUUUCUAUUAAAUCAGUAGUUAUCAUGCUUGCUUUUUAGGCAUAUUCUACAGACCUGAAAGACUGUCCACACUGUUGAAAUUGUUGAUCUUCAAUAAACAUUCACUGAAUCUCA